AUUUUUAGGAUUUAUACGUGUUAUGCGUGACGUGUAUCGCUCGCAGAGGGCGUUUGCAUGAAACAGUUUGCACGCUAAAACAAACUAUCUUCUGGAGAAAUGAUGUACUUCAAAUUACAUCUCUUACUUUUCCUUCUCACUUUUAUCGAUUUUUCAUUUACUGCUGAAAGAAAAGGGUCAUUUUACUACAAUUUCGACCCGCCAAAUUUCUCACCAUUACAAAGAAGAUAUAAAAGAGGAAUUGAUGAUGACAGCGAUGAUAUCGAGGACGCAUUUCGUUUACCAAAAGACGUUGAGGUGCUAGAAGAUUCGAUUGAUCAUCAGUAUUACAUAAUGGAAAUCAAAGUCAAUAGAUCCGAUCUAAUGAAGGAUUAUUACAUCGAUGUACCAGCAAUGUUAGAAAAGCCAGGAACUGUUGGUAAUAGAAGUCAUUCAUCACUUUCAAAUAGCUAUAGAAGAGCCGUGGCGGCUAAGAUACAGUUUGAUUUUCCUUUUUAUGGUCACCGAAUGAAAAAUUUAACUAUCGCUACUGGUGGCUUUGCUUACAUUGGUGAUCAGUGGCACAGCUGGUUAGCAGCCACGCAAUAUAUUGCACCGCUUAUGGCCAAUUUUGAUACGCACGGCGAAAAUGCUACAAUUAUGUAUGCGGAUGAUGGUGAAAAGUUUGUUAUGGAAUGGCGUAAUUUACAACUUCGUGAACAACGUUCAGACGGUUUCUUCACUUUCCAAGCAUCUUUACACAAGAACGGAGAUAUCUGGUUCGUCUACAAAGAUGUACCGAUACCUGUAACAAACAUCAGUGAUUCCCAUCACCCAGUGAAAAUAGGGAUGAGUGAUGCUUAUCUUUUUCAUCACAGCGUGCAUAAUCCCCUUGCACCUAUUUCGCAACCUCCAUCAAUAAAACGGGUUAUUUACGAAUACCAUCGCAUUGAAGUGAAACCAUUAUUUAUUGUAUCAAAUACAAUCGUUCUAUUGAAGGCUCAACCAACAUGCAUACAGUAUCAGAGCUGUGAAGAAUGUUCCAAUGCGACUUUAAAACAUUUUAACUGCUCUUGGUGUCAUUCGAAGGCAAAACACGGUGGACCUUUUUGCUCUGACCAAGCUGGACUGCAUAGACGCCGACAGCACUGGAUUGAAGGCAACUGCAAGGAUAACGGUAAAGUGACUUACUGUAGUGCAGAUGAAGAUUUCAAUGAAAUCGAUGAGGAAGACGAUAUUCGUGAUGCAUCUGGGAAAGUACGAGUAACAGCAUCACCGUCAGAACCGGAUGAAGUGGUUGCGUGGGAUCGUGAGAAAAAAAUUAAAGUUCCACAAGUAGCUAAAGACAGCCAAGAUGUGUUGGGCCGAUCUAAUAGCGGAUUCGUGUCAAUAUUUGUUGUCGUCGUUGGUGUUAUAAUGCUGGCAAGUUGGGCCUCAUACGCAUACUUCAAUCCUCAUACGCCUUCGGGCCAACUAUUGAUAAGGUAUCGUCCUUCGAGGUGGCAUAUGCCAUCGAGUCACGUUCGGUAUAGUGCUUCAGUACACAUGUAAGCAGUGGAAAUAACUCAAGGAAUUUUUAUUUUCAAACAAUAGGUAUGCGCGUCAAUAUUGAAUCUCAGUGUUUGCUUAUCAUUGACUGUUAUGCAUGUUCGAAAUGGAUUUUUCAUCCUUUUGUGCUUUGGUUUUUUUAUCCCAUUUAUUUCUCAGAUGGUACCACAGACCUUUGUUUAGGCUUUGUGAUAAAAUACGAAACGAAAAACUUAAAAAUAUUAUAUAUUAUGAAAUUUGGAUUAAACAUCCAGGAUAUUCGAAUUUGGUCAACCUUAAAAGCGUUAUUCGUUGUUUUCAAAGUUUUUUCCAAAUAAUUUUAUUCUGGUUUUGUCAUACAGUUAGCAAUAAUAUAUUGUUCUUUCAGGCCCUGUCUUUGAUAUUUGUUUUAUUAUCUGAUCAUGGUUAUUCUUCGAAAUUUCCUCUAAGUUAUCCUUCCAUAAACAAUUGUUCAGUUCUGCACUACCCUAUUUAUUACUUGAUUCUUUCAUAAAGUUGCAAUGACCACAUUUACACUCAAAGAAGUUGAAUUGAUUUGAAAUGAUCGGCCAUUCUUUAAAAUUUAUUUUGAGGUUUAGCUCUUGAGUUAUAGAACUGCAAUUUUUCGUCAGCAUUUUUUCAUUUAUUACAGUAUUCGUCCUGAGGUGUUUUUAGUAGGUUACUAAUUGUAAGUUGCUUGAUUUAUAUAAUUUAUGAUUUAAACUUAAACUCACUGUUCGAAAUUUUCCACUCUGUGUCUAAAGAUUUCGAAAAAUUAUUAAUCUUUUCGUACCGUAAUGUUUGUUUUUAAAAUUGAAAUACCAGGAUUUUUUUUGAAUAUUGUUGCAGUGGCAGAGCUAUACGUCGGAUACUAGGCCCCCAAGAGAGACUUAUGUUAAGCGCUAAUCCCUUUAUCUAUUGUUAGUUUACCAAUGAUUUGUAAUUGAAAUACGAAAUUUUAAAACUGGUAGAAUAUAUUGUACAGUGCUUCUGCUUUGUUUUAUCAUUUGGUAGCAUUUUUUCGGAUAAUGUGUGUAUUAAGUCGCAGCAUUUCGUGUUAUCACAUCUCAUUCUUGUUUUUCAUAUCUUGCAAGGCAAAAAAAAUACAA
This is a messenger RNA of Loa loa (African eye worm), 2615 nucleotides long. RefSeq names its product tumor endothelial marker 3. The record is from RefSeq and is a predicted model, not a curated record. Bases 100 to 1530 code for a protein of 476 amino acids. The transcript has 13 exons. NCBI's taxonomy places the organism in Eukaryota, Metazoa, Nematoda, Chromadorea, Rhabditida, Onchocercidae.